Messenger RNA from Lactuca virosa, 567 nucleotides. The record is from the annotation of a GenBank genome assembly. Lineage: Eukaryota; Viridiplantae; Streptophyta; Magnoliopsida; Asterales; Asteraceae.
AUGAAGCAAUCAAGAAAAGCUGCCAAAGUCGCCUAUCAAGGAUUGAAGGAGUUGGUUAAGUUUGGAAAGUUUGCUGAAGUUGAAAACACUCCUGUUGCUAGUUCCAUUAAUGCUGAGGUUGCCGAGGAACACGUGACACCUAAACAAAAAUUUAAAUUUGCAUUUGAAGAGAUUGAAGUAUCUAAUGAUGAAGAAGAAGAGGAUCAAGAAAAGGAUUUGACAGAGAAUGAGUUUGGAGAUUUUCUACAAAGUAUCUCCAUCCCUAAAGAGGAUGUGGCUGUCAUACCUUCUGCUGUGACUGAAAGAGAUCAUGACUUAACUAUGCAAUCUUAUUCACCUACCCCUGAACAGAUGGAUGCUCUUAUUACUGAACUUCAGCGAACUGCGAGAAAGCCUCCCCAAACAGUUCUUGUUACAACUGAACCUCCAUCUGAGAAUGAUCAAGAAGAUUCAGCUCACGUACUACUCCCGAGGAAAAGAAAAAGAAGAGAUCCAAGUCCUGGAUUGCUUAUCACAUAUUCUGUUCAAAAUUUAUCUACUCCGAUUGAACCUCGUUCUGUGGCCUAA